AUGGUCGGCAAGGACUGCGUCGCAAUAGCCUGCGAUCUCCGCCUCGGCCUCCAAGCCCUCACCGUCUCCAACAACUUCCCCAAAAUCUUCCAGUACGGCGACGUCUUCCUCGGCCUCACCGGCCUCGCCACCGACGUCACGACCGUCGGUGACCUCUUCCGCUACAAGGUCAACAUGUACCGCCUCCGCGAGGAGCGCAACAUCGCCCCGACCACCUUCGCCAACCUCGUCAGCUCCUCCCUCUACGAGCGCCGCUUCGGCCCGUACUUCGUCUCCCCCGUCGUCGCCGGCCUUGACCCCAAGACGGGCAAGCCCUUUAUCUGCGGCUUCGACAGCAUCGGCUGCAUCGACUUCGCCAAGGACUUCAUCGUCUCUGGUACGGCGUCUGAACAGCUGUUCGGCAUGUGCGAGAGCUUAUGGGAGCCGGAUCUGGGCCCUGAUGAGCUUUUCGAAACCAUCUCCCAGUCGCUCUUGAACGCCGUUGACCGAGAUGCACUAUCUGGAUGGGGAGCGCACGUGUACAUUAUUGAGAAGGACAAGGUCACCAAGAGACUGCUCAAGGGCAGACAAGACUAA
Messenger RNA from Colletotrichum fioriniae, 576 nucleotides. RefSeq names its product proteasome core particle subunit beta 3 (gene PUP3). Lineage: Eukaryota; Fungi; Ascomycota; Sordariomycetes; Glomerellales; Glomerellaceae. The record is from RefSeq and is a predicted model, not a curated record. Gene Ontology annotation, cellular component: proteasome core complex; proteasome core complex, beta-subunit complex. Gene Ontology annotation, biological process: proteasome-mediated ubiquitin-dependent protein catabolic process.